Molecule: messenger RNA, 897 nt
Organism: Colletotrichum higginsianum IMI 349063
Lineage: Eukaryota; Fungi; Ascomycota; Sordariomycetes; Glomerellales; Glomerellaceae
Product: N-acetyltransferase
Exons: 2
Coding region: 1-897 (298 amino acids)
Molecular function (GO): acetyltransferase activity
Source: RefSeq, a predicted model, not a curated record
AUGUCGUAUACCGAAGAGCAACUAGACCGCUACUUCCAGCACAUCAACUACCCCCGGGAGAAACAUGCGCCAGACCGGCUGCAACUCCUCACGGAACUCCAGGCUCACCAGCUUGCGAGGGUCCCCUUUGAGAGUCUGACGCUGCACUACUCGAAGCACCGACACAUUUCUCUGGAUCUGGAAGAUCUCUUCGUCAAGGUCGUCGUGCAGGGCAAGGGCGGCUACUGCAUGGAGCUUAAUGCCCUCUUCGGCGCCGUCCUCAAAGGCCUCGGUUUCAAACUCACCAGCGUCGGCGGCAAGAUCAAGGGAGACGAACGCUUCGGGGGAUGGUCCCACAUGCUGAACCUCGUCACCGUCGACGGCCAGCGCUACAUGGUCGACGUCGGCUUCGGAAAGGGCGCGGCCAUGGUCCCCGUGCCCCUCCGCAGGGAUUCCAGCCCCGAGUUCACCACCAUCGCGCCCCUGCGCGGCAGGCUCGUCUACGAGAGGCUCGAGCAGAACACCGACGCCGCCCAGCGCAUGUGGGUGUACUACUCCACCGACAGCGCCGACGGGCCCUUCCGGCAGCGCAACUGCUUCACCGAGCAGGAGUUCUUCCCCGAGGACUUCGAGGUCAUGAACUGGGCCGUCAUGUCGCGGCCCACGAGCUACUUCGUCAAGACCGUCCUCUGCAUGCGCACGAUCCUGAACCCGGACACCAUGAGGGCCGAGGGCACCGUCGUGCUGCACAAGGACGAGGUGAAGCGGAAGAUCGGCGACAGGGUGGAGGUCCUCGAGACCCUGAAGAACGAGGCGGAUCGGGUCAGAGCCAUCGAGAAGUAUUUCUUCAUCGCGUUGACGCCGGCCGAGCAAAAGGCCAUCAGGGGCAUGCCUCAAGAGCUGUUGGAAACGAAGUGA